This is a messenger RNA of Phalaenopsis equestris, 2180 nucleotides long. RefSeq lists its product as uncharacterized. The record is from RefSeq and is a predicted model, not a curated record. NCBI's taxonomy places the organism in Eukaryota, Viridiplantae, Streptophyta, Magnoliopsida, Asparagales, Orchidaceae.
GGCCUUUCUCAUUCAUCGGCAAUGGCGAAAGCAAUCCCUGGUAAAGACAAUAGCGUUGAUUGGUUUUUUCAGCGAGGGUAUUUAAUAUUUAGUUUGCAAAGUGCAUUUCCUUAGCAAAACAGAUUUUUUUUCCAAAAUUGGAAAAAAAAUUCAAGCUUUUUAAUUCCUCAUACAAAACGAGGGAAGCAAGUAGUAGAGAGUACAGGAAGAAGAAGAAGAAGAAGAAGAAGAAGAAGAAGAAGAGGACAUGGGUUGUUGCUAUUCGAAUCUUGAGAACAAGGAAGUAGUCUCGCGUUGCAAAGCGCGGCGGCGCUACAUGCGUGAACUCUCAGAGGGACGAGAAGCUUUCGCCACUGCUCACUCUCUGUACCUCCAUUUCCUCCGCUCAACAGGCGCUGCACUUCUUCAGUUCGCCAAUGCUGAAGCCCAGCUCCAUGUCGUUUCUCCCUCGCUGCGGCUACCUUCUCCUCCUCCUCCUCCUCCUCCUCCUCCUCCCCUAAAGCCCAUCUCCGACAACUGGACUUCAUCAGUCACUGCCUCUCCUAUCCUCCCUCCCCCACCUCCUCCUCCUCCCCCUCCCCCUUCCUUCGCGUGGGACUUCUGGGACCCUUUUGCUCCCGCCUCCUCCUCCCAUUCCGUCACCGAAGAACUUUGGGAGGAGGCAGCGACUACCAUCUCGGAGGUCAACACCGCUCCGGCGACGACUCCGCCACCUUCCUUCAUCAGUGGAUUCUCAAAGGAUUCCACCGUCAAGCUUGCGGUGGUGGCUGUACCAAGGGGGAAAAAGUAUUUCUCCGAAAUAGUUCAGGAGCUAGAUGAGUACUUUGUUAAAGCCUCUGAGACCGGGAGGAGGGUUUCCAUUGUUUUGGAAGCUCCAAGUUGCGGUUUUGCGCUUUCCAAUCAAGGAUAUUCAAGAAAAAUGUCUAGCUAUUGCAAAAGCUUUAGUCCGUUGAUCUGUUCCUGGAGCUCCAGUACAAGGACCUUAGCUUUAACUAGUUCUAGCGAUUCCAGGGAGGAGAUGAGUAGAGUACGCCAUUCUUGUACAAUUGAGAAGCUUUAUGCUUGGGAGAAGAAGCUUUAUCUUGAGGUGAAGAAUUCUGAGAGAACUAGGCUGGAGAAAGAGAAGAGACUGAGUUUAUUGAGAAGGCAAGAGGCAAAAGGUGUGGAUUACUUCAAGGUUCUGAAGAACAAGAGAGAGAUUGGGAGGCUGGAGUCCAAGUUGAUGGUUUAUUGUCAAGCUAUUGAGACCACGUCCAGUGAGAUUAUUAGGCUUAGAGAGGUGGAGCUCUUUCCUCAGCUUCUCGAUCUUGUCAACGGCUUAAUGUGCAUGUGGAGAGGCAUGUAUGAAUGUCAUCAGGUUCAAACUCACAUUGUGCAGCAAUUACAGUACCUAAAUAACCCAUCAAGCACCAGUCCCUCUCCCACCUCUGAACUCCACAGGCAGGCCACCCUUCAACUUGAAGCAGAACUCGAAAACUGGUACUCCGCCUUCUGCAACCUCAUAAAAUCCCAGAGAGACUACAUUCACGCAAUCACGGGCUGGCUUCACCUCGCUCUUUUUCAAUGUCCGCAUAACCAACUCGACAGAAAUCAUCAAAACUCAGAAAUACAAGCUCUCUGCGAGGAGUGGCAGCUCGCCCUCAAUAGGGUUCCUGACAAGGUUGCAUCCGAGGGGAUAAAAAGCUUCGUAAGCGUUAUUCACGCUAUUGUCACACAGCAAGCCGAGGAGCGCAGGCAGAAAAAGAGAUCAGAUUCUGCAAUUAAAGAACUCGAGAAGGGAUCGAAAGUGCUCAGAUCAUUGGAGAGCAAAUAUGGGCCUUGCUCAUCUGAAGGUUAUGGAGACAAUGCUAGCAGAACGCCUGUUAUGGAGAAGAAAGCGAAAGUGGAUGCUUUGAAAACAAAGGCAGAGGAAGAGAAGACCAAGUAUGAGAAGAAUUCUGGAAUCACAAGGGUGAUGACACUGAACAAUCUCCAGACUGGAUUGCCCAAUGUCUUCCAGGCAAUGACUGGGUUCUCGAGCGUGUGCGCACAAGCAUUUAGUGCGGUUUAUAACCAUCAGAGGAGCUCAAACAUUUCCCUUAAUUACAAUAAGUUGCUAACUUAAUACAAAACAGAAGGAAAAUGUGUAUUUCAUGUUUUAAAAGUACAUAUUUUAGUGUAGAUUGUGAUUUUAAAUUGUU